CUAUCCUCAGAUCACACAACGCUGAACUCAAAGCUCAAAGUUCAUACGGGGACUCUAGUCUCUGUUCUUGUUUCUUACAGCCAACACCAUACAAGAGAGCUCUCGCAUACCCAACAAAAGCAGCAUACCUGAAAAGAAGAGGGUAGCCUCCUUGCACCGAUCACAACUCCAGAAACAUGGCUUCAGCAGCAGCAGCAGCGAACUUGGGCUCAUCAUCUUCAUCUUUAAAGAGGCCUGGUAAAAAGCCCAACACCCAUUGCUCUCUCCAAACCCCUUCCACUCUUCAUUUCCCGAAGCAAUCCACUACAUACACACCAUCAUCCACUACUAUUUCCACUCCCACCACCAAACACCCAAAACGAGACACUCCCUCUCCUGUUGCGCCUUCUCCAAAACAACAGCAAAAGCAAUGGAAUUUCUUACAAAGUGCUGCAGCUAUGGCUUUAGAUGCUGUUGAGACUGCUUUAGUUUCACAUGAACGUCAACACCCUCUACCCAAAACAGCUGACCCCGGAGUCCAAAUCUCUGGCAACUUCGCUCCGGUACCGGAGCAACCUGUCGUUCAAGAUUUACCGGUCACCGGAAAAAUCCCAGAUUGUAUUCAAGGUGCUUAUCUUAGAAACGGAGCCAACCCAUUUCAUGAGCCAGUAGCUGGUCACCAUUUCUUUGAUGGGGAUGGCAUGGUUCAUGCUGUUCAGUUCAAGAAGGGUUCAGUCAGCUAUUCUAGCAGGUUCACUGAGACUAAUAGGCUUGUUCAAGAACGUGGGUUGGGACGUCCUUUAUUCCCAAAGGCCAUAGGUGAGCUACAUGGUCAUUCGGGCAUAGCUAGGCUCUUGCUCUUUUAUGCUCGUGGAGCUUUUGGUAUUGUUGAUCCUAGCCAUGGCACUGGUGUUGCAAACGCUGGUCUUGUUUACUUUGAUGGUCACUUACUGGCAAUGUCUGAAGAUGAUUUGCCUUACCAUGUUCGUGUACUUCCCUCUGGUGACCUUCAGACUGUUGGACGAUAUGAUUUUGAUGGUCAGCUUAAGACAACAAUGAUUGCUCAUCCAAAAGUUGAUCCAGUCUCAGGUGAAUUGUUCGCACUUAGUUAUGAUGUUGUUCAAAAGCCUUACCUCAAGUACUUCAGAUUCUCCCCCGAUGGUAAAAAGUCGCCCAAUGUUGAAAUCCCACUUGAUCAACCUACUAUGAUGCAUGAUUUUGCUAUCACAGAGAGGUUUGUUGUGGUACCUGAUCAGCAAGUUGUGUUCAAAUUGCCUGAAAUGAUUCGGGGAGGAUCUCCGGUGAUUUAUGACAAGAAUAAGAUGGCAAGGUUUGGGAUUUUGGACAAGAAUGCCACUGAUGCUUCCAAUAUUAGGUGGAUUGAAACACCUGACUGCUUCUGUUUUCAUCUUUGGAAUGCUUGGGAGGAGCCUGAGACUGAUGAGGUUGUUGUGAUUGGUUCAUGUAUGACCCCGCCGGACUCCAUUUUUAAUGAAUGUGAUGAGAGUUUGAAAAGUGUGCUAUCAGAAAUCAGGCUCAAUUUGAAGACCGGCAAGUCUACUCGCCGUCAGAUCCUGUCUGAAGCUGAUCAGGUCAAUUUAGAAGCUGGAAUGGUGAACCGGAACUUGCUCGGUCGAAAAUCCCGGUUUGCUUACUUAGCACUGGCUGAGCCAUGGCCUAAAGUUUCAGGUUUUGCCAAAGUAGACCUCUCAACUGGAGAGGUACACAAGUAUAUUUAUGGAGACCAGAAAUUCGGUGGAGAGCCUUUGUUUCUUCCACGAGACCCCAAUUCAGAGAGGGAAGAUGACGGGUACAUUUUAGCUUUCGUGCAUGAUGAGAAGGAAUGGAAAUCAGAGCUGCAAAUUGUGAAUGCAAUGAAUUUAAAGUUAGAAGCCACAGUUAAGCUUCCAUCGAGAGUUCCAUAUGGCUUUCAUGGCACGUUUAUUGGUGCCAAGGAUUUGGAGAAACAGGCCUAGUGGAAGAGAUGGUAUAGCCUGGAGACAAAAGGGGAUUAUCUUGUAUCUAAUUUUUUGUUAGCGGAUGAGAGAGAGGAGAUUUUAUCAGAGGGAUGCUUGCGGAUACGUCCCCGGAAUCUCCUUCUCUAUACAGAAUUAUCAAACCUGUUUCUGGGUUCUGUUUCAGUUUUUUUACCGCCCCCCCUUUUUUUUUGGUUUAACUAAGAGUGAGGUUUUGAGGGACCAGCUUGUAGCUCGUGUGGGUUUUAGGUAGAUUUAGAGCUCAGCUGGUCUUCUGCAUAUUCUUUCACUUUUCACUUUUUUUUGUGCAUGAAUAUAUAUAUUUACGACAGCUUAUGUAUUAAA
Molecule: messenger RNA, 2300 nt
Organism: Populus trichocarpa (black cottonwood)
Lineage: Eukaryota; Viridiplantae; Streptophyta; Magnoliopsida; Malpighiales; Salicaceae
Product: 9-cis-epoxycarotenoid dioxygenase NCED1, chloroplastic
Exons: 1
Coding region: 177-1955 (592 amino acids)
Biological process (GO): carotene catabolic process
Cellular component (GO): chloroplast stroma
Molecular function (GO): carotenoid dioxygenase activity
Source: RefSeq, a predicted model, not a curated record